Blastomyces gilchristii SLH14081 is the source of this 1204-nucleotide messenger RNA. RefSeq lists its product as hypothetical. The record is from RefSeq and is a predicted model, not a curated record. The transcript has 2 exons. NCBI's taxonomy places the organism in Eukaryota, Fungi, Ascomycota, Eurotiomycetes, Onygenales, Ajellomycetaceae. The coding region runs from base 420 to 791 and encodes 123 amino acids.
AUCAAUUGCCGUAUUUGGCAGGUUAUGAGCCCCCGGGUGCCUUCCCUCGCUAUCCGUGGGAGGUAAACAUAAAAGCCGGCGUCCCGCUCCCAUCUUUUUUCUUCCUCUUCUCUUUUCUCCUUUCUCUCCCCAUCACGUCUGUGACUUUUUGCUGCCCCUAUCUUCACUCACGUGAUUGACCAUUGCUCCGGGGCAUCUCCAUACCAUACCAUAACAACAGAGAUAUAACGUAUAUCUCUCUUUACCUUCAGACUGUUUAAGAGAUAUAACCUUCUUCCUUCUCCUCCUCCUCCUCCUCUCUCAUAUACUCCUUUGAUUUUUGAUUUUGUGUUUGCCUUUGCUUUUUCUUUUUUUGUCUGCUUCCUUUUUGCUGUUUUCCUGUUUCUUGACGCCCCUUCUUUCGUUAUUGUGUAGUAGCCAUGCCAGGCCUACACAUUCCGGGCAUCCCCACUCGGCCAAACGACAAGGCCGCUAGGAAGCGCAAUGGGCCGGCCUUUACAACCUUCCCCCAUCGCGUGGCCUACAAAGACCCGUUUCUUCCAGCCAUGGAUCUGACAAUGGCAGUGCCCGUGCUCGCACCUCCUGUCGACGAAACGUUAAGCCGGCUAAAUCAGUCCAGUUCGGAGGCGUCACGGUCCACGAAGUCAAUACAUGGAUUAAGCCGGGUGUACAUACCCAGCGAGACCCCACGACAAUCGUCGGCAAAUUGGUUGGCUGGUCUGUCACUCCCCUGGAGGAACCGGAGGACGACGAAGACUGUAAGUAUACGACUUACUGGGGUGGACAAGUAAGUCAACUUACGCACGCUCAUUUACCCGGAAAACCCUGCGGACGCUCUUUUUGCUCCUGGAACGACCUCGCCAACGUUCGGAGAGACCUUUGUAGGGUCGCUCGUCUGGAACCCGACAAUCCUUACACGUCGAUCCGGACUCGCCUUGUUUUCGAAGAGUUCAACAGAAGAAGAGAAAAUAUGAGAGGGCACGGACAUUUCCUUCUGUGAUUUGAAGUGCCCUUCUCACCAAAAAAAUUUUAAAAACGAAAAAUCAUCCUAAAGUAUCUCGGACGACAAGUCCACUUCCGUUUUCGCACAUUCUUUUAGUGAUCACACUUGAUAUACAUGUUCUGCUGUGUUCUGGCCUGUUUUGCGUUUUCAGUUUCGCUCUAUUCGUCCUUCCUGUUUCGUUUGCUUUUUUUCUUUUUUUUU